Beta vulgaris subsp. vulgaris (sugar beet) is the source of this 2086-nucleotide messenger RNA. RefSeq lists its product as hypothetical. Bases 369 to 1667 code for a protein of 432 amino acids. NCBI's taxonomy places the organism in Eukaryota, Viridiplantae, Streptophyta, Magnoliopsida, Caryophyllales, Amaranthaceae. The transcript has 2 exons. The record is from RefSeq and is a predicted model, not a curated record.
UAUAAAAUGAAUAAACAAAUACAAAAAUGCUUCGCUAUUUUUUUCCUCUUAAAAUAAUUCCACGAAUCAUUUUGUUUUACUCUCAUUUCUUUAUACUACACAUAUAAUAGAGAGAGAAAAUAAAAAACACGAAAGAGAUGAAAUCAAGUUCUAAUUCUGAUGCUUCUUUAGAAUAAUCUCGUUGAUCUUCUCUUAAAUUUUGUGAAUUUAUUCGGAAAAAUUCACUGCUUUUUUCUUGAUCGCCGGCGAUUGAAUUUGUAAUAAUAGAUCUCGAUAUUCGAAACUAUUUUGGCUGUAAUAAAAAUCUUCAAGCGGUUUUCCGGCAAAAAAAGCGGUUUUCCGGUGGAAAUAAGCGGUUUUCCGAUGAUAUGAUGGCAAGAGUGAAUAAUAGCGUGGACACUGUAAACGCUGCUGCAGCGGCGAUUGUCACCGCUGACAGUCGUGUACAACCUGUUUCAGUUCAGAAGAGAAGAUGGGGAAGCUGUUGGAAUCUGUAUUGGUGCUUUGGGUCUCUCAAAACCAGCAAGAGGAUUAGCCAUUCCGCUCUUGCCCCUGAACCCACUGUUGCAGAGAGUACAAGGGCUGUUGUCGACAACCCAAACCCUUCAACCUCCAUAGUACUGCCAUUUAUUGCACCUCCAUCCUCACCUACUUCCAUUCUGCAAUCAGAUCCACCGACUGCAACUCACUCACCUGGUGGAUUGCUUACCUUAACUCCUCUUUCUGUAAAUGCUUUUUACUCUGCUGGGCAGGCUCAUAUUUUCACCAUUGGUCCCUAUGCUCAUGAGACUCAGCUAGUCUCGCCCCCUGUGUUUUCUGCCUUUACAACCGAGCCAUCCACUGCUGCUGUGACUCCCCCUCCUGAACCUGUGCAGUUCACCACUCCGUCAUCACCUGAAGUGCCAUUUGCUCAAUUGCUCACUUCAUCACUUAAUCGUUCAAGGAGGAACAGUGGGACCAAUCAUAAACUUGCACUCUCUUGCUACGAAGUCCAUCAUCUCAUAUCUCCUGGCUCAGCAAAUUCAGCAUCUGGCGCAUCUUCUCCUUACCUUGAUAGGCGCCCAGUCCUUGAGUUCCGCAUGGUAGAUGCUUCCAAGUUGUUUGACUCGAAGAAAUUUACUACUCGUAAAUGGGGUUCAAGACUAGGAUCCGGAUCUCUAACCCCAGAUGGUGCAGGAUAUGUGCCAUAUGAUAGUAUACCACUGGAGAACCAAAUCUCAGAGGUGGCAUCACUUGCUAACUCAGAAACUGGAUCUCCAAUUGCGGAGGCUCUGGUAGAUCACAGAGUCUCGUUUGAGCUUUGCCGGGAAGACAUUCCAGCUUCUUUUGACAACACAGUGGUGGAAGGUAAGCAAGAAACAAAGGACCAAUACACAAGACAUAAUAAUAUGUUCUCCCACAAAGUUGAAAAUUGUUUCCUGUGUACUGAAGAGGUCUUAAGCGAAAGCCACGAGACAACUUCAGGUGUAACGAGAGAUUGUCAACACAAGAAAUCUUCUGUCUCCCUUGGAUCAGUCAAAGAAUUCAAUUUUGACAGUAGCAACAGAGAAAACAGUAGUGAGUCACACCUUAGCACAGAAUGGUGGGCUGAUGAGAAGGUUGCGAAAGACAUUGGGCCUCAAAAGAACUGGACUUUCUUUCCAUUGCUUCAGCCAGGAGUCAGCUGACAAUCGCUCUUUGGAAUGGUUCAUAACCUUUCCGGUGCCUUUUCCAAUUAGCACUGAAUAUACAAUCCCAGACAUUCAAGCAACAGAAUUGAUACAAAUCAGAUGUUUAUAUGAAGAUGUGAUCUUCUGCAGCCUGAACAGAUGCUGAUAAUGUUGCCCUGAUCAAUCAAUGGAUAAUGCAUUAGCACAAUGUUUCUCGGGUGUGAGAUUAGGUUGGUGCCCUUUUGGUAUUACAAUCACUUCCUAGUUCCUACUUUGUUUAUUCUCCUAAUGACAUACAUGAAAUAGGAUUUUGUUGUUAGAUUGACUUUAUAAAUGUAUUUAAUCUCUUAUAAUCAUUCACUGAGAAUGAUCAUAACUUUGUUGUAUCCAAAUUGCAUAGCUUGUCUCUACUACCUACUGCUACCUGUAUUUUGUCA